CCUGCGUUCCUUCCCCAUGUCUGAAGGGUCUGUCCUGCCCUGGAACUGCAACUGCGACUCACUGAUGCGCGGGAGUGACCGCUGACUGGUCCCAGUUUAAUAACAGUUCCCGUACUUUUUUUAUUUAUUUUUUAUUUUUUGGCUGGCUUGCAAAUGAAGCGUUGUGACCGGCCGCAGAGCGCGUCAGCAGUUGGGACUGAUCUGCUGCCCGGUGAGCGCUGCAUCCCUGCGCUACGCACCCGCCGCACACUCCGCACUGAACUCUCGCGUUCCGCCUUCAUGGCACUGACUCUGUUCUGCAGGCUCCUUCAUCACUGUGUCGUCCGGUGAGGAGCGCCGCGACCAUGAGACUCAGAGACUGCCCCCGUCUUAAGUUUCCGGACCCUGAGAAUGCCAAGCAGACAGUGGGUCGUUCCUGAUCACGUUUCGCUUCAGUCACCCCACUGUCAAGACAUGCUACCAAAAGAACGUGAGAGUGAGGUCAAGGCUGCAAAGAUGGCCCUGUUUGAGCAGACCACUGCCAAAAGGAAGGAGCAGAAGGAGCCUUACAUCGCAGACCCCCCGGAUGGGGGCUGGGGCUGGAUGGUGGUGUUACACUGCUUCUUGGUGAAUGUUCUGGUGAUGGGUACCCUGAAAAGCUUUGGGAUCUUCUUUGUGGCAUUCCAGGAGGAAUUUGGGGGCUCUUCGGAGACCAUCAGCUGGAUCGGCUCCAUCAUGUCCAGCCUGCGUCUCUCUGGCGGUCCUUUGGCCUCAGUGGCUUGUGCCAAGUUGGGCAGCAGGGUGACCUCAAUUGCUGGUGCCCUGCUGGUCAGUGCAGGCUUCCUGGUGAGCAUCCUGGCCACCAGUGCAGAAUUCCUGUAUGUCAGCAUGGGGCUAGUUGUAGGUCUGGGCUUUGCACUUCUCUACCAAGCCACCUCUGUUGUCACAGCCAGCUACUUCAGAAGAAGACUAGCCACUGCAUACUCUAUUGGCCGCUCUGGAAUGGGCUUAACCUUUGCCCUGGCUCCCUUUACUCAGCUCCUCCUCGACCAAUAUGCUUGGCAAGGUGCUCUACUGAUUUUUGGAGGUCUCAUGCUGAACCUGGUGGCCUCUGGGAUGUUGCUAAGGCCUCUCACUGUAAGACCAUCUUCCUACCCAUUGUCUUCCAAAAUGCACAAAGACCAAAAAAGCAAAGUAAUAGGACCAGAGAAGGAAACACACAGGAGCUACCAAAAUGGCUCCAGCUCUUUGAUUAAGAACUUUGCCACAUGUGACCCUUCCUCUGAUACUCAGUGGGACUCUCUGUCCCCAACAAAGCCUCCUUCUCAUCUAAAUGCCUUGCAGACAGAGGAAGAACCCAUUGGGAACUAUCUGAAUGGCUGUAGCCCUUUGACUGAUGGCUUUGUCACAUUAAACCCUGACUCCGACUCCCAUCGGAGCUCUCUGGCCCCAGCAAAGUCACCUUCUUCAAGUACCUUGGAAAAACAGAAAUCAGAACUGGUCCUUAACAUUGUCACUGGUGAAGAUAUCUCAUGUAAGGCUGUGGCAGAGGUGAACUCCUUGGAACAAAAUGGAAAGCCACCAGCAAUGGGGAAUACACCUCAAAACAAGGUAGCUACUGAACAGUUCCAGAAAAAGACCCCAGUUCUGGAGUUAUCACUUUUGAAGAACCCUUUUUUUUGCAUUUACACAUGGUCAUUGGUCUUCAGUCAGCUGGCUUAUUUCAUUCCCUAUUUCCACUUGUCUGCCCGUGCAAGAAACCUUGGGAUUGACCCGAUGGAUGCAUCCUUCAUCAUCUCUGUAGCUGGGAUCACGGAGACUGUGUCCCAGCUGGCCUCUGGCUGGGUGGCAGACAGGAACCUGCUGCACAAGUAUCACUACCACAAGGCCUACCUAAUUCUGUGUGGACUGAUCAACCUGCUCUCCCCCCUGGCCACCAGCUACAUUCAGCUCAUGGUCUAUGCCAUUUUCUUUGCCAUUUUCUGUGGGGGCUACAUGGCUUUGCUCCUGCCUGUCCUGGUAGACCUGGUUGGAACAGAGAAGCUGAACAACUCAAUGGGUUUCUCCAUGUUUUUCGUGGGCCUUGGCUGCCUCACUGGUCCUCCUCUGGCAGGUUUCCUGUAUGACUACACCCAAACUUAUGACUGUUCCUUCUAUCUGGCUGGCGUGUGCUACCUGCUGUCCUCUGUCUCACUCUUCCUGGAGCCUCUAGCCCGGAGGCGGCAGGCCCAAAGCCAGAAGACUUCAGUGUUUAUACAUGCUAUGGAACAGAAGAUCUGAGAACAACCUAGCGUUGGACAGGGAUAGAGGGCACGGGUGGGUGGCAGCCUCUGAAACCUGUCCAGUCAGGUUUUCAGAUGGGCUGCUGUGAACUAGCCUCGGAGAAAUCAACAGACUGAAAGAAACCGAGAUGAAUAUAACCUGACAGAUGCAAGGAGAGAAGAAACUUUUCACCCAGCUGCAGAAAAUGGAUCAUUUGAAUGCAAGCCAAAUGAACAUGUGUUACACAGUGUGCAAAUGUUGCUCUUGUUUGUCUUUUUUCCAUGAGUUUUGACUCUCGGUGAUGUUGGCUGCUCUUGAAAGCCCAGUUGUAACUUUUGUUUAAUACUUCCUUCACAGUGGGAAAGAGGUGAUAGAUCUGAAAAAAUAGCAUUUAAAAAUAGAAGUAAAAAAAAGGCAUUCUGUUUAAAAAAAAAAAAUUAAAUCCAUACUCUGCAUUGCAUGUAUCGUGGCAUAGAUUCAGAUCCAUGAUUUCCCUAUGGUUGUCAGCUGUCAUGGGCAGUCACAUGCAGAUGUGCACUUCAGUUUUACACUAGAAAUCAGUCUGCUCAUAUCUGGCCCUCUGAACUGCACUUCACUGUACACUGAUAAUCAGUAAGUUACCACAGCUGCUUGGGCAUUUUACUCCUGUGAAAGAACCCAUGAAUGUACAUGUCUUCCAAUUCCAUCUCUUGAAAGGUGGGGGGGAACUUGCCUAUUACUUCAGAUCAUUGUGGAUUAAUAAGCAUCUCUGCAGCGAAUUUAUCCUGCUGUUGAAACAAGGGGAAUCAGGUCUGGAGGUGGGAUGGGGUUCUGCUUUAACUAUGAAAAGGCCAGAGGUGGGUGAGUAAAGUUCCCAAGAGCUGCAGAGUUUCCUACCUCACCUUUUGAUAAGUUCCACCGUUCUUGAAAAUCACAUCUAGCGCUACAGGUGUAAUUUUGUCAAUUAAACAGAAAGAUUAAUUAUUGGACUACAAGACACCAGAACUGAAGUUAUGGUACACAGACACCAUUGCCUUCGAUAUCCCAGCUUUAGUGGAACAAGUAAGAAUAUGUUCAAUAAGUCCCACAUAAAAAUCUGAUAGUAAUGAUGUCUGAAAAUUUGCGUAAAAUAUAACACAAAACACGCUGUUUAAAUUUUUUGUCCUCUCACUGUAGAAAUGGCAUUAAAUCCGUAAAGUAUUACAUCAUUUUACUUUACAGUUCAUUGGUGACAUUCCACUUUACUACCCCAGUAAUAGCUAAUAAUUUUAACCCGAGUGGCAAGAAACCGGACAAAAUUAUUUUCAAGCAUUAGACAAAAAUAUUUGUUAAUUUCCUCAGUAGUUCUGGUUUAAGUGCAUUUGCGAUUAUUGGGGUGUUCAGCUAAUAAUAAUACUCUGACUACACUGCUGUCAUUAGACAUACUUUCCCAUUUUUCUUUUGUAUUUAUGGUAGUUAAAUGCUUUGUUGAUCAUCCCACUGAGAAUACACACUUGCUUUGUUUGGGAAAACAAGUCUAGAAGAGAAGUGGCAAUGAGUAAUAUUAUUCUGAGUGAAAAAAAAUAAUUUGACUCAAAGUGUUCUUUUUUCAUUAAUUAUGACAGAUCUUUAACAAAAUGUAGACAAGGCUUAAAAUAAAAUAAGACCACUUUGAUCUUUUGCAUGACACUCAUGCCUUUAAAUAAGACGAGCAAAGGUUAAAUUUUAAAAAUUACCCUAAUAGCUAGAUUUUGCAACAUAAUUUCAGUUCAAGAAAUACAGUACCUUCAAAAGUAUUGACUCCCCUUGAUAGUUAGCACCAUUUUCUGUUUCAAAAGAUACAUACACAUAUUCUUCUAAGUAUUUUUAUUGUAAACCU
Messenger RNA from Scleropages formosus (Asian bonytongue), 4078 nucleotides. It is a transcript of the gene slc16a4, whose product is annotated as solute carrier family 16 member 4. Gene Ontology annotation, biological process: transmembrane transport; monocarboxylic acid transport. The record is from RefSeq and is a predicted model, not a curated record. The coding region runs from base 391 to 2259 and encodes 622 amino acids. Lineage: Eukaryota; Metazoa; Chordata; Actinopteri; Osteoglossiformes; Osteoglossidae. The transcript has 11 exons. Gene Ontology annotation, molecular function: monocarboxylic acid transmembrane transporter activity.